Molecule: messenger RNA, 699 nt
Organism: Lichtheimia ornata
Lineage: Eukaryota; Fungi; Mucoromycota; Mucoromycetes; Mucorales; Lichtheimiaceae
Exons: 1
Coding region: 1-699 (232 amino acids)
Biological process (GO): ribosome disassembly; mitochondrial translational initiation
Cellular component (GO): mitochondrion
Molecular function (GO): translation initiation factor activity; ribosome binding
Source: RefSeq, a predicted model, not a curated record
AUGCAUCCCACCAUUGCGCGAUUCUCGGUACAAUUGGCGCGUUCAACACCAUUGACACGUCCAGCUUUGGCAGCAACGACAAGCACCAUAAAAACGUGCAAUCGUUUAACGUUUCCAGUACAGCGUCAUGUCUUGACAGCACAACGAACGAUGGCGUCGAAGCCUACACGAGCUGAACGACCCGGCAGUAAACCUAUGGAUCGACCUCCACGUGAUGGUGAAAUAACAGCGAGAUUUAUCACCUAUGUGGAUGCUGAGGGACAAGUAGUGCAACAACGGGCACCUCUCGAACAAGUAUUACGCCAAUAUGAUAGCAGCAAAUACUUUUUGGUUCAAGUGGGUGGAGGACCUACUCCAGUAUGUCGAUUGUUUGAAAAGAAGGCCAUGUUCGAACGACAAAAGGCAAAAAAGAAAAGCAAGCAAGUCAAGACACCAGAAGCUAUUGUCAAAGAGAUCAUGCUUGGAUGGAAUGUGAGUGCACAUGAUAUGGAACACAAGUUGAGACACGCCAAGCAGUUUCUGGAUAAGGGCAACAAGGUCAAGAUUGAGAUUGUCAACAAGAAGGGACAAGUACGGCUUACACGUGAGGAGCAAAAAGAAUAUGUUAACCGUAUUAUGGAGCAAUUGACAGAAUAUAAACCCACCAAACCACCAGCAUUCUCAGGCGGUACUUGUAUCAUGCAAUUUGAAAAGAAAUAA